Messenger RNA from Pelobates cultripes (western spadefoot toad), 31998 nucleotides. NCBI's taxonomy places the organism in Eukaryota, Metazoa, Chordata, Amphibia, Anura, Pelobatidae. The record is from the annotation of a GenBank genome assembly.
GGGCUGGGGGGAGACACACAGAGGGGACACACCUCUUGAUUAUUGAAUUCAAGUGUUUUAAUCCGACCCAUUGCCACAGUUGUAUAAAAUCAAGCACCUAGCCAUGCAGUCUACAUUUACGAACAUUAGAAUACAAGUGUGGUACUGUGAUAGAAUACCUUUGCAAUAAGUCAGUCAUGACGUUUCAUCCCUGCUAGAUAUUCCACCGUGAACUGUAAGUGGUAUUAUUGGAAAGUGAAAGCAUUUAGGAACAGCAACAACUCAGCCACUAAGCGGAAAACCAUGUAAAGUCACUGAGUGGAGUCACCGAGUGCUGAGAAGCGUGGUGAGUAAAAGUCACCAACGCUAUGCUGAUUCCAUAGCUGAAGAGUUCCAAACGUCUACUGGAAUUAAUAUCAGUACAAAAACUGUGGCAGGAGCUUUAAGGAAUUGGUUUCCUUGGCCAAGCAACUGAAGGCAAGCCUCACAUCACCAAACACAAUACCAAGCGUCGGAUCAAGUUGUGUAAAGCAUGACAGCACUGGACUCUGGAGCAGUGCAAACAUGUUCUGUGGAGGGAUUAAUCACGCUUCUAUGCUUUGCUGUUUGGGUUUGACAGAUGUCAAGAGAAUGUUACCUGUCUGACUGUAUGGUGUCAACUGUAAAGUUUGGUGUUGGAAGGAUAAUGGUAUGGGGCUGUUUUUCAGAGGUUGUGUAGGCCUCUUACUUCCAAUGAAUGGAAAUCUUGAAAUCUUAAUGCUUCAGCAUGGCAAGACAUUUUGGACAGUGCAAUGCUUCUACCAUUGUGGGAAGAGUUUGGGUAAAACCCUUUUCUUUUUUUUUCUUUUUAUUCUUUUUUUUUCCAUCUUGGCGGGCACAUUGAUAGAACAUCAUCAUAAUGGCUUGUGCAAAAGCCAAAUAACAUGUCAUACAUAUGAACAAUGCGACAUAACAGGCUACCAUUGACACUGCAUGUUCAACAUAGGUAAUAAUUUCUUCACCCUCCACCAAGGAGUUUUUCAUAUUUUAAAUGAACUUUUAACUGACAUUAAACAGUAGGCAGAACAAUUUAAUCUACUUCACGAUGGCAGUUACUAUCUUGCUUUUAUGAUAUGUGAUUGCAAGCCUUCUAUGGGAGUUAGUUCCACUAACCGGGGCCGUCUUGUUGAGUUGGCCUUGCCUGCACCCGUAUGGUGCCAUCUAUGUGUUCUCUAUUUCUAUACUAAUUAUAUAGCUAUAUUGUUUUUGGUACUGUCUAAGUACUUCAUUAUACCCUCAAAUUAGGUAUCCCCUGGACUAGUGUCCAAACUCCAGCGCCGCUGCACUCCUCUCUCUUUGUGCCUUGCGUACCCUCUAGAAUGCACCGGUUCCAAGUACCACCGCAUUCCAUUCAGACACACCUCUCUCCUCCUGUCGUGCAGUAAUGUGCUGUGGUAAUUGUUAAAUUGUCUCCCAUCUUUACUUUAAUUUGUCUGCUUUGUCCUAGUGUUCAUCUGUUCCCCUGUAUAGCAUGAGGCUGAAGCUCAAAUAUUUUGGCCAUAUAACGAGAAGACAGGAUUCUCUAAAGAAGACUCUGACACUGGGAAAGAUUGAAGGCACACGAAGAAGGAGAUGGAUAGAUGAGGUCACUGAAGCCACGAACAUGAAGUGGUUGGAGCUCAGAGAAGCAGUGACUGACAGAUGUACCUGACGUGCUAUGGUCCAUAUGGUCACGGAGAGUCGGACACGACUGAACGACUAAACAACAACAAUGCAUUUAGAAUGCAAUGUCAUAAAAGUCUCUGUCCAUAUGGUGUGUAUAUGAUAAUGUCUGUAUCAUCAUGACAUGUGAUACACAUUGCACAUAAAUAAAAACCAGAAAAGAAGAGGUUAUGUUAAUACAAAAGAACCCUCCAAACACCAUAACCACCACAGCCUACCCUCAGCAUAGGGAUGUCCAAAUACAAUGCCACACACUGUUUAAAGAGGUAGUUCAAACUAUGGUAUUUGAGUAAAAAAUACUUCCCCUGUUUGCAGCACUGUUAAAAAGGCAUAUCUCUCCUUUGUCUCUUAUCCCCAGUGGUAAACAAUACCACGAACCCACAGGCAAGGGAAGAAAUCAUUCUUAUGUUCCAAAGGGGAUAUUUACUUAGUAAAUUGCUUACAACAACUCCACAGAGAAAAGAGAAUGGGCAUUCUGUGAAUAUGUAAGAGCAGAGAAAAAAAUAUUACACAGUCCAAGAAAACAACUCACACAGUAAAAUGGCACUUAAAUACAAAUGUAUGGGCAAAGCGUGCUUUUUGUGACAUAAUAUCAAAGGAUUCACCACUCUUGCAGCUGUCACCAGUCAAAGUGCUUGGAUUCACAACUUGCCUUUUCUUCCUUUGUCUACUAUCACAAAAUUUGCAGUUUUUUUAAAAAUCAAAUAUCAUAAAAUAACUUCAAUGCAUUUCAUCAUUAUAAAUUACUUCUUUAGAAAAAAAAAAAAAAAGAAAAGACAGGAAAAAGAUGGCAACUUUGCACGUUUCAGCUUAAAGGAAAACUCCAGUGCCAGGAAAACAAUCCGUUUUCCUGGCGCUGCAGGUCCCCUCUCCCUCCCACCUCCCAAUCCCUGGUUGCUGAACUUUGUUUAGUAUACUAUAGUGCCCUCAGGGUGCCCCCACCCUCAGGGUCCCCCUCCCGUGGCAUUGAAGGGGUUAAAACCCCCUCAGUUACUUACCUUAUUCCAGCGCAGGGCUCCCUCGGCGCUGGUGACCUCUCCUCCCCGCUGACAUCAGCCCCCUCUGCAUUUUUCAAUGCUUUCCUAUGGACGCUUUGCGUGAUGGAGGCAUAAUAUGCCUCCAGCGUUGCAGAUGCGCCUCUAGUGGCUGUCCGGAAGACAGCCACUAGAGGCUGGAUUAACCCCAAAUGUAAACAUAGCAGUUUCUCUGAAACUGUAAUGUUUACAUGUGAAGGGUUAAAACCUGAGGGACCUGGCACCCAGACCACUUCAUUGAGCUGAAAUUGUCUGGGUGACUAUAGUGUCCCUUUAAUAGCACAGAUAAUAACCAAAAAGAAAAAGGGUCAUGGCGUUGAUAUACUGCACAAUUUUUGUAUAGAAACAAGUGGAGCAUACAUGUCUAUUUCCGGAAUGGCAAGGAGUAAGGAAACAAACAUGAGUAGAUUGACAUGUCAGAAAUGCAGUAGCAUAUAUGUAGAUAUCAUAGAGCAUGGUACAGGCUUUGUAGAAUAUGCAACAUUACCAAUUCGAUAUAUGAGGAAAAAUAAACAGUAAAACCACUGGACGUAGGUCUAACAUAAGGCUGCUGCCCCAUAGAAAAGAUAUGAGAGAAUAAAGGGCUCAGAGUUCUGUGGUCAUCCAAUGCUUUUGGCAAGCAGGCCAUGCUGAGGCAGGUGAUCAGGGUCUUCGGGCCCAUCGCAGGUUGUAUAUCUUUUCGCUGUUAACCAGCUCAGACCAGUACAUGCUCUCCUCGCAACAGUCAGGCUGAGACCUCGAGAUUCCAGGGAGCACUGGACUGCCUGGGCGAUUGAGCCGCGUGCGGGUAGGUGAGGUCGGUGAGAUCCCCGUCUGGAGGGGUGUCUCUGUGUGGGAGCUCUGCGAGUAGGCUUUACCACAGGUGCAAGGUGCGUGGGACGCUUGCUCUGUGAGCCCACAGAGUCCACGUCUUUCCCCUGUAGAGACGAACAGAGAGUUCUGGUUUUGUGCAGCUUCUGAUGGCGAUUAAGCCUUUGUCUGCGUGGACACUGCUUUGUGGUCUUGUCUUUGCUGGCCCCCGGUUUGUGUGGGCUAGUAGCCUUGGGUACCUGUACUUGUGAACGUUGGUUGCCCGAAGAAGGCCUGUAUACUGCCUGGAUCUCACUCACAUUUCUCUCCUCCUGGUAUUGAUGCGACUUGGCUGCCUGUCAUGCCUUCAGGGAGGCCCAGAAGCGGUCAAAGAGUUCCUCCAGUCGCCCCAUGAGGUGCUCAGUGGUGUCCUGAGGCACUAUCUCGGGGUACUGGCGCCUGGAAAGAGCAGGUUGCACAGGCCGGAGACCAUGAGGGUAAAGCUCUGUCGUCAUCUUGAGAGAGCAGGCUGUGGCUGGAGUAUCCGGGAGGGUGUGUGUGGGGAUUGGAGUGAGCUUGGUCCGCACGCCACACCAGAGACCGGGAAAUCGGACGCCUUUCCCCAGCUCAGUAUCGUACAGACCAUAAUGUGGCGCCACAGUCUCCCGGUAGCUAGGGAGCCUGAGUGAGGUAUCAGCUGGCAUACCACAGCACCCCCAGCCAAGGUAGGAUGUGAUGGGAGUGGUGGUUUAUCAGGAAUUGGGAAUGUACCCCGAAAUUUAGCAGUUUGAGCGGGAGCUCACGAGGCACACGUCUAGUCAGGUCAAGUAUUUGGCUCCGUCCCCCAACGUGCAGUCAUUUAAUAAAUCUUGCUCCCGUAUUGUAAAAUGCAUCUUAAAUUAAAAACAAUCCAACAUGGCUAUACGCUGUAUUGUGGAGUGAGUGGCUCAACCCAACUUCGGCAAAAGAGCCAAUUGGAAUUGCUCCUUGCUUCACCGUGGAUUGCAAAACAAACCAGGGGCUCCACAUAAUUAUCAGCUGCCUGUAUAAUUAAAAAUUAAUCAUUAUGUAUGUAAUUAUUUAUUAUAGAGGGAUAUAAAAAUUAUUGUAUGGGGUUAUAAAUAGAAUGCGAAAAAAAAAUGCAAAACAAACACCACACAUUUUUAAAAAGACUCAAUAUACACCUCCCAAGUGUCCCUAUUUAGGAUGGAUAGUCCCUAUUUUGGGUCCAAAUCCCUAUGUCCCCUUUUGCAACACUAAUGACCCUCUUUUCUAGAACCUCCAUAUUGCUGGUGUAACUUGUAGUGUAUAACAAGCUCCACAGCAAUAAAACAUGCAGUAAUGUUUCUUUAACCUAUAAUAAAUGUGAAUAGAAUUCUGUCUGUAUGAAUAAGAAACAUUGUUCUUCUUCUAAAUGGCAUUUUAGUUCCAUAAAUUGUUAUUUGUAAGUCUCCUAAAUUUUCUCAGAACAGCACUGCAUACCCCCGCUCCCCCAUAAAAUUAAAGUGUCCCUUUUUGUUUUUGAAAUGUUGGGAGGUAUGCGAGAAACUUUGGGGAGUCUAGUUUUGCAAGUACUAUGCAUUUUAUGGAGCGGUUACACCAAGCAUCAAUCUUACAUUUUGAAAAUAAAAUAAAUAAGAGGAUAGGGCUCUAAUUUGGUGCUGCACAUUAACAAGAAAUUUGGUAAUAUUUACAUAAAACCAAAAUCUUUCAAAGAAGCUGACGAAAAACUCAAUUAAUUCACAAUGUGAGAUACUGCAGGUUGUCUACUUUUAGAAAUGGUAGGACUGUACUGGGAUAAUUAAAGUGAAUGAGCUGCUGAAAAAUGUGAUGUAGGCCUAGCAAAUUAAUCUGGCUUGAUAAAAACCUCUUCGUAGUUCGAAACGUUGCUGUUCUACUUUUUGUUUUAAUAAAUCUGCCUGUGGAUUUCACACUGUGAGUGCCUGGGAAUCUUUCUUGCUGCCUUAACAAGUUAAUCUGGCAUUUGGCUCUGUAACUUUACAGAAUGUUCAAUGUUCAUUCACCAAGGUAUAGUGCAGGCUACUACCAACCCUUUGCAUAACUGUUUAUUUAUUAUUGUAGUAUUUAGUAUAGCAUACAUAAAAUCUUAAUACGCCACACAACUGUAUACAAAUGCCAGAUUAAAAAGUGUCAGGGUCACAAUGCCCAAUGUAUUUAUUUAUACAUACAUAGAUAUUCUCAUUCUCUCUCCCCCUCUCUGUCCCUCUCUCUCCCCUGUGUCUGACACCUACGAGAUCUAGAGCGCACAGCGACACCUGGUGGGUGCACAGUAGGGACUUGCAGGCCUGACAGAGAGCGCCGAUUGAUCGAUCAGUGUCAUGGCUGCCUCCUGAAGUGUGCAUGCUGACAGAUUCUGGAGCAUUCUUGGUAACCGGUUUAUCGGAGAAUAACUAUUGCAAUGAGGGUGAUAGGGGUUCACUAUUUAUGUGUGAACGUUUCAGAAUCAAUAGGCAGUAGCAAAUGUCAUAGGAGAGAAGCCUUGGGUGGUGUCAUUCACUAUUUAGCAGACUCAUGGUGUGGUUGUAGGAUCACGUUUCAUUGACAGGCGCUAAUAGAAGGGAUUUAGAGCUAGCAGCGAGUCCAGGAGCUAUUUUCUGUUAGCACCAGCAAGUCGGGGGACAGUCGCCUAUUGCGUUGUACUAAUGAAUUGUGCUGUGGUCACGAGAGAGAACGUGGGGAAAGGUAACCUUAACAAACUAACAGAUGUAGAUAACAGCCAAACUAUUCUAGAUUUCAGAAUCCAGUAAAAUACGUAGGUGUUUCUGAGUUACUUCAUAGUGGCUCAUAGUAUUCUGGGGUAUUACGCUUAAAUAUUGUUUAUCUUAGCAAAAAAAAAAAAAAAGUUAAUGUAUUUUAUAUGCAAAUGUAACAUUUUGUAUUUUUUAAACUACCAAUUUUAAAGUUCACACACACACAAUUAAAAACUAGAAAUGGUUUUACAAUUUUGCAAAGGGGAUGCAGAAUAUGUAGUCUUAUUUUCUUUUAUUAUUUAACUGCACUACUGCAUCUCUCUGUAUCCCUUUAUUGCUAUGCAAAACCCAAUAAAUGUUUGUGUGAAGCAUAUGUUGAAAACAAAUCAAUGCCAACAUUCCUGUUGGAUUAUAAUUUUUUUUUUUUUUAAAUAAUACUAUUUUGACUUUUUUUUUCAAAUGGUAAGAAAGAGCACCCACCUUUAAUUUAUUUUGGAGACCAAUAAGAUGGUAGAUUGCAAAGUUGGUUAGUGCCCCUAAUAUAUACUGUAACAUCUUACAUUAUCAGCACUGCAGAAUCAAUGGGUAUUCAUCCUCCCAAUACAUCCUACGAAAAUUAGAUAAAAUAUCUAUGUAUCCUCCAGAAUAUCUCCUACACUUAAGAAAUAGUCGGUGUUGUGAUGGACUCCAUAAAGCUUUUAGAAGACAAGGACAUUUUUUUUUUCUACACUUGAAAUUUAAUUAAAUACAAAUAGCAAAACUGAGACUAAAAUAGCAGAUUUGGAAAAAUUACCCAGCUUGCCUAUAGCCACAGUUUUGCAAAUUUAACCUCAAUGUUGGAAUUAAAUUUACUAAAACUCCAAGUGUAAUGAAUGACCAUGUAAACUGUAGGUGCAUGUAAGUAUCAUGCAUUCUUUUUGUUCUGUAUAAACCAAAUACAAGCUUUUAAGUUGUGGUCAUGUUUGUGAUAAUUAUGAUUUAAGUUGAAUAAAUCCUCUCUGAUUAACAAUAAUCCUUAAUGUUUUUGUUCAGGAUUUGCUAAUCCACCAACAUGGCUGAGAUUGCUCUGCCAACUGAUAAUUUAUCAGAGGUUAAACUAGGCGACAGUGACUUAAUGCCUAGUAAUAUUGCUAACCUGGACAGCAUAUCUAUUACUAUUGGAGCUACAGUACCUACAGGCUUUGAACUAACAGCAGCUGCUGAAGUACAGGAGAAACUAGGAUGUGUGUGCAAAAUCAGCAAAGAUCGAGGAAAAAUUUACUUUGAAAUCAAGCAGGAUAGCCUGGGACAGGUAAGCUUGAUAUUGUGGAUUAGAGUGAUGUUACUAACAGGGCUUGUACAAUAUCUGUCUGUGAAGAUAUAUAAAACAUUUUGUUUCACAGCAUGCAGAAUAAUGAAGUUUAGAUUUAUUUAUUUAAUUGGUUGUUGGAGGUAGACUUGAAUGAGAUGUACCUGAAACAAGAACGUUUAGAAAUAGGUUGCAGUAGGAAGGAGAUGAAAGGCUAGGCAGAAACAAAAUAAUUGCGGUAGAUAUGUUGGAACAAGAUAGGAAGUAAGGGUAGAUCGUAUGGGAGUGGGGUGGACCGAGUGGGGAAGGUUGAGGAAGGGUGGUUAGACUGACAUAGGAUUAAUUGUUCUUGUACAUCUGAUUUGGAGAAGGUGGCUAUUUAUUGAAAAAAAAAUUUCUUCUCAAUCUUUCUUUUGUUGAGACGUAAGAGAAAGCGAUAAGUAAGAAUAUAUCAGCUUGGCAACUCCUUUUUUUGUUUUUUGUAUGUGGAACACAGGCUUGGUGAACAUAAUUAUAUCAUAUAUUAUAUAUAUGCAAUCUAGACAGACAUGUCUAAGUUAACACAAACAAAUAUGCUACAUGGUAAAAACAAUAAGAUGUAAGAUAACUAAAUUAUGUUAGGGUAGCAAGCUGAGAAAACUACUGAGGCUUGACACCCAUUAUUAACUUUGCAUGGUAAAGAGUGCAGAACAAAAUAAACAAUAAGAAUCAAAGUAAAGUAAAACAUCCUAGGGAGUUAUAUGUGGCAGCUCAAAAAGCGGGGAUAAGUAAGGUGGUGCCUAGUGAACGCAGCAAUGCGUUCGGUAUAAACUAACAGGGCACGGAAUCCGAGAGAAGCGUGUUCAACCAAUUCUGACACUUGGCAGUAUGGUAUUUUAUUGAACAUUUUAUCCAACACUUGCUUUUGUUUUCUUCCUCGUUCUUCAGGUUCACCGUCUGAGGUCCGUGGAUAAUCUGUUUGUUAUUGUCCAGGAGUUCUCAGACUUCCCGUUCAAAGAAACAAAGGUCAGUUAUAUGCAAAAGUGUUUAUGCGAUUUUACAAUUUCUUCGCUUUCAGAUUAUCUUCUUUCAGUAGCUGCUUUAAGUCAUCUCCCACAGGUUUCCAUUUUUAUAACCUUUGUCUGUUUGAAACCUUGAGUUUCUUAUGAUUUGUUAUUGCCGUAAAAUAAUUUUCAGGACAUCUUUGUGGCUUUCAGGCCUUUAACAUUCGGUUAAAAAUAGAUAUUAUAGCAGACCUGUAAUGCCAGACCUUUAAAGGGACUCUCUGGGCACUGUCGUUAUUGUGUACGGUGCUUCCGGCUGCCCUCUUAUUUGAAAGGGUAAAGCCAUUAACAAAAGGUUUAUCACCAAAGUCUGCAAGAUGGCGCACCAUCGCUCUGCCCCUGUACGUCCUCUAAAACCAGGUGCCAAUAAUAGGCUGAGAGCCUCAUCUAAUGCCCUGGGCCUGUCACUAGCUCCCCAUUCAGAAAACUCAGUAGAAAAGGUACAAAUCUUUUUUUACUCAAUUUUUUUUUUUUUUUUUUUUAAUGAUGGCCGGAUUGGUCCACUAAGUUUUUGUUAUGAGAAAAAUCUACCUCCACGAUACAUGUUUAUUCUGUUUAAAGUAAUACCAUAGCUACUAUUAGCCUUUUUUCAGCAACAUCUCCUAGGUCAGACCUUGGGCACUCUCCAGAGCUGGAGAGGUACCUUUUACGACAAGGAGGAAUGCCCUACUCUUGCAUCCACAUUAGAGUGGGCUGGCUUAAAUCUGCUGUUUUAAGCCCCUGUAAGCAGUGUGCUUUUAACAUGUAUUGGUCACUACUUGAUAAUAACAUUAAGAACAACUUAAUAAGUGUAAAACUCAUUUGAGGGUUAUGAAAUGCUUUAAACUGUUCUAUAAUGGAAACAUCAUUAAAUUAUGUAAUCCUGUCUGUGUAGGAAUCUGCUCUAGAGGAUCUCAUGGAAUUGGCAGCAAAGCUUCCCUGGGAUGCAGCUCUAAAUGCCUGGGAGCUUAACAACAGUUUGAAAAAGAAAAAGAGGCGCAAGAAACCUGGAAACGGCAACCACAAAGAGCAGAGGGGCCAAGUAGUAUCUUCUGAAGUUGAGGUUCAAAAAGAGGAGGGUAGCAUACACCCUGAGAAAGAGCACGUUACUUUGGUAAAUCUAGAAAAGGAUGAGGACCGGAACCUGCAAACUACAACCGACAGCCUGGAAAUCCCAGAAAAAGAGGAUACAGAAGCUGGCAAGAAUCAGGAUAAGCCAGUUUUACUUCCAGAUCCCACAGAGGUCACCGGAGAAGAGACUGCUAAUGAUCAGGCGCAGACUAUCCACCUGCAUGGAUCUUCACAAGAAAGCAAGGAUACUAACACUUUGCUUGAUUCUGGUGUGAAAGUGGAGGCUCAGGAAGGUGGCGAGACUACAGACAGCACCAGUGUCUUGAAAUUCCGUGUCACCUGCAACCGUGCAGGAGACAAACACAGCUUCACAUCGAACGAGGCAGCAAGAGAUUUUGGAGGAGCUGUACAGGAUCACUUUCAGUGGAAGGCAGACAUGACCAACUUUGAUAUAGAGGUAACUCUAAAAUAUUAUAUAGCAGCUGUAGGUUAUAGGAAAAUCAUGCAAUUAAAAUGUUUAGGCAGACAGUUUUGUGAAAUGGAGCCAAAAACUCCAAUAACAAGAAAGGCUAUCGCAACAUUAAGAGGGGUCUUAGAAAAGUGACAGUAAAAUAUAUAAAGAGACAUGACUGCCUCCAGGAUUUUGACAUAUGUAGCAGUUCCUCGCUCACUGCAUGUCCUGCUGGGCUCUCUAUUCCACAUGGUGUGGUCUCCAGAGCUGAAGCAGUAACAAAGUGAAUAAUUUAAAUGCCUAUUCUACAGAGAUUUCAAACAAUGCGUUGCAACAAGCAUUUUUCAUGAAGUUGCAGAAUCUUUAUACAAUUCAUUAUUUUUUCUCUCUUUGUGACCCCUCCCACCCCAAGCUGCUGUUUUACUUUUAAUGGAUAAAUAAGGAUUCUGAAAUUUUCCAUUGUGAUUACUGCAACACCGUGUUUGAAAUCUCCAUAGAGUUGGCAUUUAAUUCAUUUGUUUUAGGUAAGUGCUUUAGCAGACAGAACUGUAGGUUGAAUAAUUUAAGAAUGCCCCUUGAUGGCAUUAUUUUCUUAUAACACACAGUUCACAAUGUUUUUUUAAUAUUACAUGAUUAUUUAUUUAUGUUAAGAAUUUUGUAAUGUCAGAUAACCUAUUUUAGUAAAGACUAAAAAUGUUAUAGAGGGCACACCCAGAACAUGCAUUUCUCCGUAAUCGUGCUGCGGUAAAGACCAAAACUGAUACAAUAUACAGAUUAAGAAACAGUGCAGACAUAAAAAUACUUUUAUAAGGCUACUUAAAAUCACAGAUCUUCGCAAACAAAUAUGGGGAUUCAGUUCCACCACGUGGUCAUAUUGUGUUAAGCCCACCACUACUUCGCAGUACCCCAAUAUUGGUGGGUCCUAAACUAAUUCCAAUGUGGGAGACAAAUUAAAUAUUACUAGUGCUAAACAAACUCAAAUGUAUUUUAAUAAUCUGUUAUUUUUUUAAUAGUUUUUUUUUUUAAUCACAUUAAUUUUGUAUUGAAUAUAUUUAUAUAUAUUCGCAAUGCUCUUACAACAGGUUAUUAACAUUAGCACUAUUUAGAUAAUCUAUUCUGUCUUUAAAGUUGCUGCGGAAUGCAACACAAACCCUAACCCAUACUAUUGCAUCCUUCCUUCUUACGUGUCCCAGGAUGCUGAGAAUGAUAGCAGCCUGAGGUUGCCAUGCUUAAUUAUUUUCACAUCCCAUGAUAUGCCAGGCAAGGUAACUGGGAGGAGAGAGGGGUACACUCGGUCUUUCUCCAGGCUCCUAUCUAGCAUAUGGCAUUGACACUGUUGAUGUUUGACCACAUUUCCCAUAAUGUUUAUCCAACAUAAAUAGUCCAUUUCAAAUUCCAGAAUAACCUGAAUGCUUGGUAGGACCUUCCCCUAUGAGAACUUGCAUGUACUCUUCAUUUUGCAAUGUGAUAUGUUCUAGGUGCUCUUGAAUAUCAGUUAUAAUGAAGUAGUGGUGGGAAUCGCACUGACUGAAGAAAGUUUGCAUCGCAGGAAUAUCACACACUUUGGGCCCACAACUCUUCGCUCUACCCUGGCGUAUGGGAUGCUCAGGUAAUGUUAGAUUCGGCUCAGGCCUGGGUGCCAUUUGUGGUGGGAAUAGAAGGCCAUUCCUGAUAAAUUCACUGGUAGAUUUAAAAUACAUUUAAAGCAGAAGUUACAGGAUUUUGUUUUAUUUAGAGUUUGACCUAUAAUCCAAUGUUGCAUUCUUUUAUAUAAAUCUUUAUGCUCUCUAUUAAAUAAUGUAUUUCUGAUGUGUGAUAAUUGCCAUAUGUGUUGUUGGAAACAGAUAUAGGUAUGGUUUAGAUAUGUGUUAUCUAUUUUAUUUCCCUCUGUUCUCUAGGCUGUGCAACUUACAACCAUCAGAUGUCAUUAUAGAUCCCAUGUGUGGGACAGGCUCCAUCCCUCUAGAGGUAUUCUACCAUUUUAAAAUAAUAUAUUAUACAAUGUUCAAACCUGAAUAAAACUCAUGAAGAUGUCAGUGUUGUAGGAAUGUGCUGUGUGUUCAGGUGUCAGAAUCAUAGCAUAAGUUGCCCUGGUACCCUUAUAUGCAAGUAUAGUCAUGAAGUCAUCUUCCAGCUUGACUUCAAGGCAGGAUGGGGCUCAAAGGUCAAGGCCUCUGAUGAGAUGCGUCACUGGAUACCUAUCUGUCAAUCUUUGGUAGUUUUUAUUAGCUCAGGUAAGAGUGGGUAAGAAAUAAUAGUGCUCUGGUAACAUGUUAGAUUUCCAUUCAUAGCCCUAGAAUAUCUUAGCUAGGCUUCUUUUUUGACAGUGUAGUUAAUUUCUAAAGAGCAACUCUGGGACAAAGGUCUUAACGUGGAGCAGUCAUCAUGCAAACCAACAGAAUGUUUGUGAUGAUUGCUGCACCUUCAUACACUUUCAGUUUUUGCCUAUUCUUCAUAGAGGGAAUAUAUAAACAGGCCCUUAAAGGAUUACUAGAGAGACCGGAACCACUUUAUUUCAAUUUAGUGAUCUGCAUGCAGUGUCCUGUAGUUUUAAUUCUACAAUGUACAGCAUUGCCAUUCUGUAGAUACAGCAAUGCUUAAAGUGCAGCGUUAAAUAUCUGACAGCCACUAGAGGAGCUUCCACUGUGAGGACCGACUCAAACUCUGUUCUCACAGCCAACCUCCAAUAGGAGCGCAACGUUGGCCACACAUGCACCUUUUGUCCCCACUGCUCCUCUGAGGAGCAUUGAAUUGGACAUUUAAAAAUGUCGGCGUGACAUUACAGGAGGCAAUUCGAGUGGCUGCAGGGACUUCUUCUUGUUGCUGGAAAAAUAGUAAGCAACCUUUAUCCAAUUUCUAUUUAGAGGAGGGGGCUGAAUCUAAAUAAAGAGAAUUCUAUAGCGUUAGUAAUACAGGUCUGCAUUCCUAACGUUAUAGUGCUCCUUUAAUAAUAAGUGUAUAAGAGGGAAUAAUGGCCCUUAAUCCUUUGAGUGUGAGAGAACACGCAUCCCCUGAAGAUGUAACCUCACCGGCUACAGUCAGCUUUUGACAGUGUUUAAUAUUUCCUGUUGCAGGGUGUGAGCGAGUGGCCGAACUGCUUCUUUAUGGCUGGGGACAAUAAUCCACAGGCUGUGAACAGAGCUGCCAGCAACAUCAACUCCUUACUAAGAAAGCAGAAAAACACAGAAAGGUGAUUUUGUUUUAUGUGGCAGGUUUUUAUAUAAACAUUAGUUUAGCUGACAGUGUCUUUCCUUAAAAUAUAUAUAUAUAUAUAUAUAUAUAUAUAUAUUUGUGCUCGGAAUUUAAAUACGUAAUGGAUAGUAUCUGUGAGCAAAGUUGGUUGUGGUGUGCCGAAACCAACGUACGAGUGGGCCUGUAAAUAAAAGAGGGCCCACCAAGGAUAAUGUAGUUAAAACAGGGUGUAGGUGGGUGGGGACAAUCAGCUGAGCGGCAGCGGUGAGUAGGGGCUGGGAGUUUAAGUAGGGGACUUACUCCUCCCACAAAUUCAGGCCUAAUGGCCUUUCUACUUGUGCUCGGAAUUUAAAUACGUAAUGGAUAGUAUCUGUGAGCAAAGUUGGUUGUGGUGUGCCGAAACCAACGUACGAGUGGGCCUGUAAAUAAAAGAGGGCAAAAAGAUAAAUUCGAGAAAAUACACACUUUAUUGCAUUUUACAAGACCAAGUUCCUGAAAGCUUGGCGAAGCUCUUUCUCUGGUUGCGGAAUAUAUGCGUUAUAUAUGGAGGAUUUCCAUCGCCCGAGCCUUUUGAUGAUGUGGACCGGUGCGUUUGUGCUAGAGGCUGCUGAGGCGGCUCCUAUGCGGAAGGAGUGCCCGGAGAAUGCAGCCGGGUUGUGUCCGAGCUUAGAUAACAGGGUUCUGACAUGUAACAUCAAUUUUGCCGUGGUAAGCGGGUGCCCUUGUAAUGUUAAGAGCGGAGAGUCUGGCAGGUGAGUGUGAAGAGUUGACCGUAGUUGGUCGAGAACUUUCACCGGACACCAGGCAUUAUCAGUAGGGAAGAGAGGAAUUAUUGUAGGAUGUAUUGACCGGUUGGUUUUCGUGGUAGGGAUAGAAAGGAGGUAGUGAUCCUCUACCUUGGUGAGGUGUGAAGUUUUAAGGCAUCGUGUGAUAUCUCCUUGAUAAAUCACGGUGAACUCUCUAGGUCUGAGAAAACCGUAGAAAGCGAGAUAUAUGGCAGAUUUUAUCACCGUAUUGGUGUAGCUAUCAAAUGGGGCUGUGUCAAGGAGAUUGCUAAGUGACCUGAAGAUAGGCCCGUCUAUGGGUAAUCUAGUGCUUGCGAGUGGUGGUGAAACCUUUGAUAUACCUUUCAAGACCUUUUUAAUGGGGUAUGAAGACAAAAAAGGAGUGCUGUUAGGAAAAUUGGUGAGGCUGUGGUGCUGAACCCCGGUGAGGUAAAGUUUAAUGGUGUUGUGUGACAGAUUAAGGUGUAGGUGGCAAAAAGAGGCAAAAGACACCAUGGUUUGGAUAGAAAAGUCACCUUGUAGCCCGAAUUCUGCAGUGAAUUUGUUAAAUAUGUUAAGUGCCCUAUUGUAAGUGAUAGCAGUGUUGGGUGAUAAUGCUUGGUGAGUGAGUGAUCUAGCGUGAAGCAAGAGUGUGCUUAAUCCAAUAUUAGUUCGUGAAACCGUGGUGUCCUGGAUGGCUGUUGGUGAGCUGCUGGGAGUGCCUGAGAAAAUGCCUGGAAUCGAGAACGAGAAAGAGCGUCAGCGGCGGUGUUGUGAAUACCCGGGAUGUGAGAACAUACUAAGUGAAACUGAUUGGAUGCUGCCAGCCAGGUCAACUUGCGAAUCAGCCGCAUGAUGGUCAGGGAUGAUGAGCGCCCUUUGUUAAUGAUAUCGCAAGCUGCCGAGUUAUCUGAGUAGCAUUUUACUGCCUUGCCGGACCAGAGAUGACCCCAGGUGUGUGCGGCCGCCACAAUGGGGUAAAUUUCAAAUAGGGCUGAGGUCUCCCUGAAUCCUGGCAAGGCAUCCGUCUCAGUGGGCCAGUGGCCCCUAAACCAGUGGUUCCCGAAAAUGGCUGCGAAACCGGUGUUGGCUGCUGCGUCUGUGUGGAUGAUGGGUGAAGAGGUGGAGAGAGGGGGGAUAAACAUGGAGAUACCAUUCCAGUCUUUCAAAAACUUCCCCCACAUAGCUAAGUCAGCCUUGGCGUGGGGGUCCAAAGAAACUGUGCCGGAGUCCGGGACUCCGUGGAGCAGGCAAAGAAGUCUGGAAAUGAAAGACCUUCCCUGCGGAAUGAUGCGCAUGGCGAAGUUCAGAGAUCCAAGAAGGGACUGAAGUUCUCUCCUGGUGCAAACGUCAUUCCGCAGGAACGUGUCUAUCUCCCCUCUCAAUCGUGAAAGUUUGUCGUGUGGAAGGCUGGCUCUGAGUUUGACAGAAUCGAGCUCUAUGCCUAAAAAGGUCAACUUUGUUGUGGGUCCUAUAGUUUUGGCUGGGGACAAAGGGACUCCCAGUGUGGAAAAAAGUGCGGUAGUACUAUUGAUUGCUGUGGGUGUUGAUGACCCUGGCUCUAUCAGUAGAAAGUCAUCUAGAUAGUGAAUAACGGAGUGACACCUGAUGACGUUCAGAAGCAGCCAGCAUAGUGACUCUGCGAAAAUGUCGAAAAGUUUGGGGCUGCUUCGAGAACCAAAAGUGAGUCGUGUUGAGAAGUAAUAAUACCCUCGCCAUUUAACACCGUGUAAGUGCCAGAGUGAGGGGUGUAUGGGCAGUAAUUUAAAGGCGUUAGUGAUGUCUGUUUUGCUGAGCCAGGGUCGAUUACCAGAUGUCAUGAUGGACUGUAUGGCGUCGUCGAUGGUGACGUACUGCAGAGAGAAUUCGUCUGCUGGAAUGAGUGCGUUUAUGCUUGGAACAAAAGAGGAGUGCGGUGCCGAUAAAUCGAUAAUGAGACGUUUUUUAUUAGAAUAUUUGUGAAUAGCAAUACCAAUAGGGUUAGUGCGCCAGGAGGAAAACGGUGAAGAGGUGAAAGGACCGAUCAUGAAACCGUUUGUGGUUUCUGCGGAAAUGAGAGUUUCUACAGCGACUGGGUCUAAACGUGCAGACUGGAGGUUAGGACAUUCUAGUGUACCUGGGGGAAUGGCUACUAUGCCUGUGUGAAACCCUUGUGAGAAACCUGUGGUGAGAAAAUCCACUAAGUGCCUGCUGGGGUGAGACCUUAGAUAAAAAACCAGGUUGUCGAUAUUUAUGUCGGUUAGUCAUUUGUUUGGUGACAACCUGGCUGGACACAUGGUCUUGGUAUGUGCCCUGAAACAUAUGGAGCAGAUGUGCAAUAAUCUACAGGCGCUGAAACUGCAGGAGCCUGCGUUGAAAUUAUUGCACACCUGUGCUUUACCUAAAAAGGAGAUGGGCCUACCCAGCUUAUCCCGGAGACCACCCGCUGGCUUGUUGUGAGGGGUGAAAGAGGAGUGAGGUGUGAACGUGGGGUGAGGGGUGGGAGUGGAGGUGGUGGGAUCUGGUUCGACGGGACAUAAGUCCGCCAUGUGGGAUGUAGAAUUACAGAUGGCACAAGCCGGGGGCCUGAGUCCAGCGAAGUGGCGACAGAAAAGUUCCGUGUCCAUCUGACCCCAGUUCAUUCUAAUGUUGAACUGCUUGAGAUGGGUCGCCGCCUUCGCUGAAACUGACUUGUGGUAGUCAUAGAAGGAAGAGCCCCCGUACUUGAUGCCUAGAUCCACUACCUUGUGGAGAUAGAGAUCUAGCUCUUCUCUCCUAUGGGGAUACACCGUGCAAAUGACGUCGCGGUAUAUCCAAAAGCUAUCACAAACUGUGGGAUAGACAAUUUUUUAUUAAGCCUGGGAUCCCUCGUUUUGAGCACAACUGAAAUGUCACCAUAAUUGUAUGCCUUGUUCUCGAGUACAUCCUGAGAGGCUAUGAGUAAAGACACCAGACACACAUCCUUCCCGUCUAGGAUAUCUUUCCUGAUAGAAUCUGGGACGGAGUGUGCUGGUGACUCGAAAGGUGUGAUGGCUGUGCCAGGUGCUGGAGGGGGGAGUAUAGAGGGACAUGUAGGUAUGGCAGGUACAGCCGUGGUAGAGACUGGGACUACGGUGUUAGUACCUGAGGAGGAGAUGGCGCUCUCCACCUUAGACAGCCUGCUAUUGAGGGUCUGUAGAUUGGCCAAGAUAUCUGCCAGGGUAUCCUGGGUGGCCAUGCUGUUUCUUGGUGGUUGUCCUUGAGAGCUAGUUCCCGGCCGAGGCUCGGGGACUUGGUGGGUAAGCAGCCUGUAAAGUUCUGCCUUUCUAGCUGUGGCUGGAAAGGGGAUACCCCUGAGCCUAAGCUCGGCCGUGAUUUUGGGAAUAGUCCAUGCUCUCAAGGACGUGGGGGUUGAAAGAGUAAGUGAUUCGCCUGGAGACACGGGUCUGAUUGGCGUGAAUGGUGUUUCUUCUAUCAGUUCUUCGGUUGGAAUUGGUUCUUGUGACAUUCUAAAAAGGAAUGAUUAUGUGAAAGAUAUAUUAGAAGGGGAGUGAGGUAAGAAGGGGGGGGGUAUGGGGAGUGGUGUGUCUGGAAGAACUGGACUUUAAUGCUAGAUGCCGAGGCGAAAAACUUAACUAUUGAAUGACUGGAUAGGUGAGGCCCUGCUAAUGCCAAGUGGCGGUGAGAGGCUCUACCUAUGAUUUGGCUUAUGACGUAGGUGCCACAGACGUGGUGGCGGGAUGUUGGCCUCUCGGUGACGAUAAGAGAAAUCAAAACGUGUGGCCGUGACAGGUGAGGCCCUAACUAGAGCCCUGUAGUAAGGCAUGCGAGGCUUAUAACUAUGAUUUGGGCGUGGGGCCGUACCUCCGUGUUGAGGUGGGGUGGGGGUGGUAGGCCUCGCGGGAUCAGAUUUCCUGAUAGGGUGGGCUAAGGCAUUAGCCUGUGCCGUAUAGCCAGUUCGAUUGUAUGCUUAAGGGUAAAGUUAGAGGACUGGAGUGGUGUGUGGAUACUAACCUUGACUGGUCGCAAAUGGCAUCUGGAGCCUCCUGAUAAGUGUAGAGAGUCUUGUCUUAAUGUUGUCUUUGAGGAAGAAUCCUGGGGGUUUAAAACAGAUGUUGAUGUGUUUAUACGUAUCGUGAUGUUGUAUGAAUAGUAUUGGGAGAAGGUUUGUUAGGGGCACCACGUGAGAUCCUGCAUUGAGGGAUCUGGGAGGUUAAGGUGUAGGAAUGGGAUGAUUUUGGAUAUGAGUGAGAAGGCAGAAUGAGGCCUUGGGGUAGCGAAUGGACGUACUUGAGUAAGGACGUAAGUACCUGAAGGUAUGGCUGAGUACCGGGUCAGGUUUUUGGUGUCUUCUGAGCCUGAUGGCCGUAUGACCGAAAGUCUGUGUAGACAAGUAGUAAAGAGAUAACGUAUCCUGGGCGUAAGCCUGAGGAAAGGUAGUAAUGGAGUUGAGACCGCGUGAGGUCUAGUAUUGAAAAGAGAGUGAACUAUACCUUGGUUUUAAGUACAGAGAUUGUUUAAUCGUGGCAGGUUAACUGCGUAGAAACGGUGGAAGCUUAGAUAAAUACAGGAUCUAAGGGUUUAACCAAGACAAAUUCCAUAUUUAGCAAUAGAUGUGAAGAUAAUUGAUAAAACCUGAUAACUCAAGGUGAUAAUAAACCAUACCUGUUCCUGUAAUAAAAGGACCUUGAAAUAACAACUUUAUGCAGAAAAGCAAGAGACCGAUGCAAUCUGUAAAAGCCAAAAUGUGACAGCGUGAUUUAUGUGCAAGGAAUAGUACGGAUUAUGUGUAAUGGGUAUAACUUGUAAAUAGUGUUUAAAUGACUUAUCUGAGUGUUAUUUGGAAAGAAUGGUAUAGCUUGUAUUUAGACACGUAUGAAGUUAUGAACCAUGGUAAAACAUUGUUUAUUACAGAAAAAUACUUUAAAUGGUUUAACAAGGUAGGAAAACACAGGGCUGGUAGUUAACCAGAUAAUGUAACCAAAAACUGAUAUGAAGGAAUAAAUAAUAGUAGGAUAGUGUGAUUAGAACUUAUGCAUGCUUAGCUUAAAAGAAUAGAAAUAACUGAAUGUAAAUUAGUAAGAUGGUGUUCGUGAAUUUUACCAUACGAAUAGUUUGGUGCUGAAAUGACCGAACAGAAAAAGUGAAUACAGAUAGUAAUGAGCUUAAACAUGAAAUAUAUAUUCGGUUGUUUCCGUACGAAAAUGCUUUAAAUGAUAGCGAAAUGAGCCGAACGUUCGUGCGUUUUUUGGCGCGAAUGGAGAUAUUAACGAAAAGCGUGUAUUCGUGAAAAUGCGAAAGAGGGAGCCUACCCCUACGUUUUUAGGCCCGAACGGCGGGGAAAUAGCGAACGCUAAUUCCCACGCCUUGCUUACGUGAACGCGCCGGUCUCGUGACCGGAAGUCGGGUACCUCGACCGGAGAGAAACGGAGUGGAAGGACCUCGGACGGACGGAGGAUUGCACAGGGCGUCUGGCUGCUGGAAACAGGUACAGUUCUGGCGGGAAGCUGGACCAGAAGUGCUGGUUGCUAAGGACAAUCAGCUGAGCGGCAGCGGUGAGUAGGGGCUGGGAGUUUAAGUAGGGGACUUACUCCUCCCACAAAUUCAGGCCAAAUAGCCUUUCUACAUAUAUAUACACACAUAUAUAUAUAUAUAUAUAUAUAUAUAUAUAUAUAUAUAUAUAUAUAUAUAUAUAUAUAUAUAUAUAUAUAUAUAUAUAUAUAUAUAUAGGAAAGACACUGUCAGCUAAACUAAUGUGCCAGCAUGAAACAUUAGUUGGACUCAAUUUGCUUAAAGACACAUAUGGGCGGAGGGGGAAUCUCAGUACAAAAUAACUUUUACCUAAGAACUCACGAAGCCAGCAACAAAAAGAAAAUCAACAGUUAUAAACACAUAAAAUCAAAUAUUUUAACAGGCUCAGGUAAGGGGCAUUUCUGCUCCAGUUGUAGAUCUACACUGGCCCAGUAGGUUGGUUAGAGGCUCGUGCAAGCUCCUCUCUCAGACGCAGUGACCCAAGAAAGGUCGGCGCCUCAGAUAGGUGUGACAGCAUGCAUGUUUUGCUGCCCUUUUCUGCUAAAAGGCAAUGUGGGCUCCACUUAAAAGGGAUGGAAUUGUCCCUGAGAAUGUGGGUAACUCUCCUUAAUGAUAACUCCAUAUAAUAUGUCAGGAGAAGUCCCUGUAAAAAAAUUAGCUUUGACGGUUUAUAAAUGGAGAGUUUCUGGUGGUCCCAAUAAGGGCACCCCUGUCUGAGUCUCAAACAUAGCUUUGGGGCAUCUUAUGGUGCUUUGUUGGUCUUAGGAAGCCAAAAGCAGGCAUCUAUUGCAGUUUGCUUGUCUUGUCUCGAUGUCAGCAUAGUAGAGCGGAGCCGGCUGAUAUAAUGGGUUCCGCCAGGUAUUUCUUGGUCUUUUUCUCAAUCGGUUACCUCACCAAUGUUGCUGUAAAUACAAUUGUCAAUGUGCGGCUGCCUCACUUAGGUGCUGGUUAGGCCCAGUUUUUUGCUUUUUGAACCUAAUGGGUGUUGUAGUCCACAUGGCUUGUUUUUUUUUUUUCUCAAGGCAUACUACACAUUUACUUAGUGUGCUGUUUUGUUUAAGGGGCUCAGCGGAAAACAAAUUGGUUUGGCUUGGUAAGAAAGCAACUUGAUGUUCUCCAAAUUCCUCCCACGUAUAUCCAUAUGCCACUUAGUUUGUGCAUUCUCCUUUUACUUCCUGAAAAUUCUAUUCAAUUUUUUAUUUCCAUGUCAUAAGCUGCAUUUGGCGGUAUAUGGAUUCCAUUUCAUAAGCUGCAUAUAUUUAUAUAUUCAUUUUUUUGAAUUUUUUUUUAACAAGGGAGUAACAAAAUGUAAAAAUGAUCUUUGUAAUCAAAAACAAGAACUGACGAGCCAUGGUUGCCAGGCCUGUGUUAUUAUUUUUAUUAUUAUUAUUGAGAUAAUAUAUGAAAUUAUACAAUUAUGUUUACGCUCUGGGUUAAUAAGUGCAUUACUGUAGUGCCCCUGGUGCAACCAUACACACUACUUACCCUGGUAAGAAUCUAAAAAAGAAAUGUUGCAGGAUUUACUUAAUUAAAAUUAUUUAAAUUUUGUCAUUGUGCAUAUAACAUGUAAAGUACCUUGGAUAAAUUAUGUAGUUAAAAGAAAUGUUAAAGGUGUCUAGGCACCACAUCCACUAAAUUCCGAUGCAGCGGUCAUUAUGCUAUUAGUCUGAGGGCACUGUCCCUCGGUUUUCAGUCAAACCAUUUUAUCGUAGUUUGACCGAAUCUGGAGUUCCUUGAUGUUAUUGGAGCAUGCUCACCAGAAUAUUUUUCUGCAUUAGCAAUAUCAAUUUCAUCAGUAUUUGGAAGACACUGAUUGGCUAGUGCUUAGAUUAUCCCAAUAAGCCUCUGUGUGUGUUUAUGUAAUGCGUGUAUGAAGUGUCUGGAUGUUGUAAUUAUAUAGUUUUGUAUGUGUCUGUGCGUUUGACUGGCUUUUAAUGCAUAAUGCCUGUAAAAGUGUGUUUGUGCAUAUGUAUAAUAAUAGUUGUGCAGACUCGCCUUCCAGCUAGGCCAGUCCGAUCCUCCUACAUGGAAAUCAUAUUUUUAUCCUCUGAAAGUAAGUAGUCAAACAGUGAUCAUAGUCCUGUUUUCGGACAUUAGCACUAUUCACAUUUAUUUUCAAAGAAUAAUUUUCUCUUUUUUUUUUUCUUUGGUAGUGCCUCGCAAGGACUACCGAUUGAUGCUAUUCAAUGGGACAUCUCAAGACUCCCUCUGAGGAGCUCCUCUGUGGAUGUGAUUGUUACAGACAUGCCAUUCGGUAAAAGGUAAGACAAUCCGUUACAGGCCUCUCAAACUAGGAUAUUCACUGUUUCAAUUAACAAAUUAACAAACAACUGGCAUUGUAGGCCAAAAACACAACAUUUUCUAUCCCAGGCAAUUCUAAACAUGAAAGUUGAGCUUGUAAAAAAGAACAUUUUACAUUGGACAAAUAGUCCCAGAAGAUUGGAAGUUGGCGAAUGAUGUGCCCAUUCACAAGAAAGGUAGUAGGGAGGAUUCGGGCAGUAAGUAUUAUAGGCCAGUAAGCCUUACUUCAGUAGUGGGGAAAGUAAUGGAAACCAUGUUAAAGGAUCGGAUUGUUGAACAUCUAAAAACACAUGGAUUUCAAGAUUAGAGACAACAUGGGUUUACAUCAGGGAGAUCACGCCAAACUGAUCUUAUUGAUUUUUUCUUUUUUGGGGGGGUGGGGGGGGUAACUAAAAUAAUAUAUCCGAGUGGUGCAAUAGACAUUGCUUACCUAGAUUUCAGUAAGGCUUUUGACACUGUUGCACAUAGAAGGCUCAUCAAUAAACUGCAAUAUUUAAGUUUGGAUUCCAAUAUUGUUGAAUGGGUAAGGCAGUGGCUGAGUGACAGGCAACAGCGGGUUGUAGUCAAUGGAGUAUAUUUGAAGCUUGGGCUUGUCACCAGUGGGGUACCUCAGGGAUCUGUAAUUGGACCCAUUCUCUUAUAAGUUUUUAUUAGUGGUAUUGCAGAAGGUCUUCAUGGUAAGGUAUGUCUUUUUGCUGAUGAUACUAAGAUAUGUAACAGGGUUGAUGUUCCAGGAGGGAUAAGCCAAAUGGCAAAUGAUUUAGGUAAAACUAGAAAAAUGGUCAGAAUUGUGGCAACUGACAUGUAAUGUGGAUAAGUGCAAGAUAAUGCAUCUUGGACGUAAAAACACAAGGGCAGAGUACAGAAUAUUUGAUAGAGUCCUAACCUCAACAUCUGAGGAAAGGGAUUUAGGGGUGAUUAUAGCUGAUGACUUAAAGGUAGGCAGACAAUGUAAUAGAGCAGCAGGAAAUGCUAGCAGAAUGAUUGGUUUUAUAGGGAGAGUUAUUAGCAGUAGAAAGAGGGAAGUGCUCAUGCCAUUGUACAGAACACUGGUGAGACCUUACUUAGAGUAUUGUAAUCAGUACUGGAGACCGUAUCUCCAGAAGGAUAUUGAUACUUUAGAGAGAGUUCAGAGAAGGGCUACUAAACUGGUUCAUGGAUUGCGGGAUGAAACUUGCAAGUAAAGGUUAAAGGAACUUAACAUGUAUAGCUUGGAGGAAAGACGAGACAGGGGGGAUACGAUAGAAACCUUUAAAUACAUAAAGGGAAUCAACAAAGUAAAGGAGAAGACUAUAUUUAAAAGAAGAAAAACUACCACAACAAGAGGACAUAGUCUUAAAUUAGAGGGACAAAGGUUUAAAAAUAAUAUCCGGAAGUAUUACUUUACUGAGAGGAUAGUGUUUGCAUGGAAUAGCCUUCCAGCUGAAGUGGUAGAGGUUAAUACAGUAAAGGAGUUUAAGCAUGUGUGGGAUAUGUAUCAAGCUAUCCUAACUAAGAUAAGGCCAGGGACUAAUAAAAUUAUUUAAAAUAUUGGGCAGACUAGAUGGGCCGAAUGGUUCUUAUCUGCCGUCACAUUCUAUGUUUCUAAGUAGUAAAUGAGUUUCGUGAUUUUAUAGAUCGAUAUACAUAACAUUGUGAUAUUAAAUACUAAAGGUAAAUAGGAUUGUAAAGAAGAGGAGUAAAAGAGAAAUCAGAGGGGGUUAGAAAAGAAAAAUACACAUAAGAAUUGAAUGGACUUGAACCCUCAUAACCUAAGAUAUAUUUUAAGUAUUGAGAGGGUUACACAAUUAUGCAUCAAAGUUUAUUGAAAACGCGUAUGAGUAUCCUGGAUGAGGCUGCAAGGUAGUGCAUUGUAAUUGUUUAUAAGGACACUCCAGUCCCCUAAAGCACUUUGAAUUGCUUGUCCACACAGGCUUAUGCUAUUAAAGCUCAGAUUUUAAGAGAAAUCUGCACUUUUACCAAUGACCUUAGUAAAGCCUCUUAGCUGUUAACCUGCUUUGAAACCAUUGUUCAAAGUGUAAUUGAGUGCUUCGGAUAGGCAGAGUGCACCUUAGGUCCUCAGUGGGAAAAUAAAUCUAAGGGGGGGUGGGGCAGGGCCGCCGAGCUGAGCGGCUGCAACCCACGCCGGCUCCGGCAGAGCAAAGCAUAAAACAGCCUGAAACUCUUAAAAAACGCACGAUACCUGCCGAAAACCGAAACCAUAGAGGAAAUCAGGCGCAGAGGAACCGGGGAGUGCAACACUAGAGCACAUAUUGACCACCCGGCUCACAAAACGACACCUGAGGCCUCAACCACGCUACAGGAGACGGACCCACGGCGCGCAAGUAAGGCGCGGGAGACCUGGCCCGACCCUGCUCCCCCCCCCCACCUGGCCGGGGGGGUGAUCCCGGCCCAAAGUCUGAACUUCGGAGGCUGGAGGAGGAGGCACGCCCGGUGCACGACACUCCCGUAUGCGGAGCUACAAUGGCCGACGGAUACACAGUACUCACACAGCAUCACGGGGCGACACACACGCAGCAGAGACCCCACGCUGAGAUACCGGGACCCCCGGGACGGCGAACCCACGACUGGACCCCCAUGGGCGGCGGACGAGUCGAUGGAGAGCCGGCCCUGAACCCCGGAUUGGGUGGUGGUCCGGGAGAAAAUAGCCCCCAACUCUGUGAGCCCGAUGGAGCUGAGAAGCGUGGGCCCGCCGGCGGACCGGUGGCCGGAGGGCACACGCCGGCAACACGUAAGUGGCCGGGGGAGGAUGAGGCAAGACAGGGCUGGGGCCCCAGGGAGGCCCUGCUGAAGCUGGGGAGGUGCAGGAGGCGGGAGCCCGGCAGACUCUAAGGUGGGGAGGCCGCCGGACAGCCCCGGUCUCCAAGUGCCCACAGCGGGGGGGGGGGUGCCCCCUAAAGACAUGGAAUCACACCUUGGGCUGGAAAAGGAAGGGGACUGUCACACCCGGAGGAACCGGAGAGUCUCAAGGGGGGUACAGCUGACCCACCAGGUGAAGUACCAUUCAGAGGUAGCCAUGGGGAGGACAUGUCAGAGGGAACAAAAGCUACGAAGAAGGCUAUCAAUUUCGCAUCCGAAGGCUUCCUCGUGUCGGGCGCCAUUACGCCCCCUCCAGCGAAGUGACUUAUAUGCUAAAAGUUUAAAUCUGUUUUGCUAGGAUUAACCACGCUAAUGUUACCUUGUGCAUAAGCCGUUGUACAUAAGAUAUACUCUUUUGCAUAGACCCAGCUUAAGAUACACCUUGUUUCUAUGGUUUCUUGCUUUGCAUUGCCCCCUGAGGCGUUUGUUCACUGAUGUUGCCUAAUGUUUAUUACACUAUAACCUGUAUAAAGCUUGCCCAUAGCGAAGACCUGCUUCGAUUAAAUACCUGAGCUACAUGGGCGCAAAAUAGUUAUGUUUUAUCACCUGCAUUGCCGUUACUCAUAUGACUGCCUGCACCGAAGUUGCUCUUAUUACCUUAGGGUGACACUGCAUAUGUUGGCGCACCCGGGUGCUAGUUACUGUUGCACUGAGCACUGCCAUUUAUAGGCUCUACGCUACCUCUAAGUCUCAUCUGGGAACAAAGGCAUGAGGGGAGGCACGAGACACACUUCUAAGCAGCGAUAGCUUCCACCUCAAGCAGCCAGCUAUCCUCACGUAAUUAUCCCCCCUCCCCCCCCAACAUUAUUUACUCACAUUUUUAUUCAUAUACCCAUUUUUUAUAUAUAUACUUUUUUAUUUAUUUUUUUUUCACAUACGUCCCGGCCGCACGUGCAUGGACCAAGGUCCCUGGGAUCCAUGAGAGGACUCAGUCAGGGAUCUUCACGUAGGGCCCUAUCCCUCAGGCCCCCUUAUGCUCGGGGGCACCACCCCUCUUUUAUUAUUAUUUUACUCUAUCUGGCGCACAGAACUUAACUAUCACAAGAGCUACUUAAGCCCUGUACCCGCUCUCCCACAUAUAAAUGGCUCAAUGUACACAGCUGUAAUCCAACAUAUCAAGUUAGUCCUUCGUGUCACUCUUUUUACUAAGCAAUACACUGUAUAAUGGUUAACAUGUACGACUCCUUACACUGUAGCGUGUAUGCAAUAUGCUUCCACAAUGUUGUCCACUCCUCUUAAAUUACUAUAAGUGCACUGUCUAUGUUUCUUGAGUAACGAAUGCAACAAACGCCCACUACUCAAUCCCAUGCAAAGCUAAACCUAGCCUGUAUAACCCAGCUUGCCUUGCAACAUAAAAAGCUUGAUCAUCAAUGGUAUGUUUAAUCUUCGCAUGUCGAUCUACAAUAGGCACCUAUCUCUUGUUAGCAACCUGACCUAGCUAUGUUUGUUUAGCCUGUUCAUUGUCUACUUUAAAAAUGUGCAGAAUUAUCGCACGCUAUGUACAGAACCAACUGUUUGCAUUACCAGGCUUGUCGUUGCUGUCGUGGCAAUACAAGUUAAAAUGUAUUCUACUAAAUGCACAACAAAAUAAAGUAUUGACUGAAUUAUAAAAAAGAAAUCUUAGGAUUGGACAAAGAUAAUCAGUAAUAAUGAUUUUACUGUGGGAGGGGCUGGAGAGUUUAGAUUCAAGCUGUGGAAAAUGUUUUAAAUAGUUUUUAUUUUUUUUAAAUUAAAAAAUUGAGGGAGAGGGUCCUCAAUCUAAAAUAAAAUAAGGAAUACUCAAAGGUUGAUAAUAUAGUUAUUUUUAUAGUUAAGUAUUCUUUUAAUAGUCAAAAUGGUCAGUGCAUUACAGGUGUUUUAGUCUUCUAACACUAGCCAGCCUGUUCUGUGUUUUUUUUGUUUGUUUUUUUUGCUGAUAUAAUUUUUUUUCUUUAGAAAAGCUUGCAAGGUUUGCAACCCAUGUAAGACAUAAACAGAAUACAAAUAUAGUGAGCUAAGUGUUAACAUCAAACAAGUAUAGAGAUGUAAGAAAAGCGAAAAGAAUGAUAGUGGAAGAGAGAGGUAAAAAACUUGGUUUUAAAUUGCAGUGAAUGCUUAUCCCCUUAAGGACACAUGACGGAAAUAUUCCGUCAUGAUUCCCUUUUAUUCCAGAAGUUGUAUUCUUAAGGGGUAAAGUUCAAUGAUACUGGAACCAAAAUAUUAUUGAAACACUUCAGGCUCCAUAACUACUUGCGUUAUCUACAUGGGUUAUGGUACAAAAAUAUGUCUGCCCACAAUGUGAUGUGAUCUAUACUGCAUCAUUGUGCAUGCAAGUUCUCAAGUAGUUUCGUUCAUUUCACUGGUUUGAAGAUUGGCUGACAAAUCUAAUGCAAUUCUUAGACCCUGCAGAAGCUGCUGAUAUGGGUUAAACUAUGGUAAUUAAGGGGUGAAAAUCACCAGUCUGGGUGUCUUUGUAACGGAAGGUUUAUGAAAAUUUAAAUUCAAGUUGUUCAAUCAUGAGAAGUGCAGUCAGCAAUCAGACGUCCUCAGACUUAGCAAACAUAUAAUCAGGAACACAGAUACUGCCUGUUAUUUAGCAGUAGUAUUAAAAAGGUUUGUGUGAAAGGCAAAAGGACGUUAAACAGUUGGCAAGAUCAAACGUGGAUGUAGUGGGUCAAUGUUUGUGAUAUGCAAAUUUUAAAGGAAGACAAGCUUAUGCUAUGCCAGUAGGUAACUACCUACUGUCUGGGGUACCUGUCACUAUCUUGUUCCUACUCCCCUUUUCAUUUUCAAGUAAAGAGAAAUGUGAGUAAAAAUACAUUGAAAACUCCACAUUCACAUUCUGUCAGCUGUAUUCAUUCAGUACCUAUAGCACAUUCUUGCUGUUCUCUGAUUUCACCACUCAUAGCUUUGUCAUAAGACCCACAGCAGUCACACACCAAACUCCUAGCAAUCGCAGCCUACGUAAAGCAUUGCCCACAACACUUGCAGACUUCCGGCUGCUCACUGCCCUCAGCAUUCACACAUGCUUACAGCAUAUAUUCCCUUCCCACUGCAAUCCGCAACUACACACAGCAUUCACAUACUAGCUGUAGCAUUCAACGCUACACAAUUCCACAGAUUAUCCACAUUUAAACCGAACAUUCACAAAUUAACCAUAGCAUUAAAUGUGGCCUUGGCUAUGAGUGGAGAGACCGUAAGUGGAUAAUAAAUGGUGUAAGUGCCUUUAGGAAGCAUUCAGAGAAGUUUACAUGUUCCAGAGUGUUGCAGUAGAACAACCAGUGAUGACCCUAAAGAAUCAUAGAGCUGUUGAGCAGUGUAAAUCUGUACAACAUCUUGUGUGAUUCUCCAUCUGAUACCAGAUCAUUUGUGAUGUAAAUCAAAACAUGCCUUUAUCGAGGGGUUAAAUGUGACUUUCAUUUCAGGUUCUUUUUUUCUCCCUCUUUUGUUUUCAGAAUAGGAUCAAAGAAAAAGAACUGGGACUUGUAUCCUGCCUGUCUGAAAGAGAUGAGCCGUGUGUGCAGGGCAGGUACAGGGAGAGCCGUACUGCUUACUCAUGACAGGAAAUGCUUUGUCAAGGUACAAUAACCCGGGAUCUGAUUGUCAUCUAAACUUGAAAGGAUCAGUAACGCCUGAACAUUAUUUAUUACUGGCAUUUAUAAAGCGCCAACAUAUUCUGCAGCGCUAUACAAUUAGGAAAAACACAAACACGAUAAGAACAGACCAAUACAACACAGAGGACCUUGCCCGUGAGCUUGCAAUCUAAAGGUUAAAAUGGGGAGAUAUGACAAGUGGUAGCAGUGGAAUUUGUAUGUGAUGGCAGAGAUAAUUAAUAGUAUAACUGCAGCAGCUGAGAACUCGUGAAGUGUUUACCCAUUGUGAUGGACUCCAAACCAGCAUUGGAAAAAUACGUCACAUCUCAAUAUAGUUUCAAAGUCCGAUAUAAACUUUCUAUCUCCUAGUUGUGUAGGUUCCAUGAAUGCCUGAGUUGUCUAAUAGAUAAAAUAAAUUAGGUGCAGGCACUCAGGAUUGCUGCAGGAAGGCAGGUUUAUUGGAACAAAAAGUGCAACGUUUUGGCUUACACAGAGGCCUUUAUCAAGCAAUCACCUCCGUGUUACAGUACACUAUUUAAAGGGUGUCAAGCAUAGCCACAAUAAACAAAUUAUGUGCAAAAUUAAUCUAUUAAAAAAAGUUAAAUACAUAAGUUGUCUAAUGCAGAUUAGGCCGAUUUAUAAAAUGUAAUAUACUCACAAUCACAUGUUGCCUUUGGCUUGGGAAAGGUUUAAUGCGUUCUUAAGGCAUGUAAUUAUAAAAAGUCACCCAACUGACCAGGAUUAGGAGUCCUUUUCUUUAAGUCAUCCCAGAAUCACGUUUACAGUAGCAGGUGCAGACAUACACAGAGUAAAUGCAUUUUUACAAAUGGUCAAAAAAAUACAUUAGCAUUACGUGAAAACUUAAAGGACCACUGUAGUGCCAGGAAAACACUUGUUUUCCUGGCACUAUAGUGCCCUGAGGGUGCCCCCACCCUCAGGGACCCCCUCCCGCCCGGCUCUGGAAGUGGAAAAGGGGUUUAAACUUGCCUUUUUCCAGCGCUGGGCGGAGAGCUCUCCUCCGUUCCGCCCCGUCGGCUGAAUGCGCACGCGCGGCAAGAGCUGCGCGCGCAUUCAGCCCGUCGCAUAGGAAAGCAUUUACAAUGCUUUCCUAUGGACGCUUGCGUGCUCUCACCGUGAAAAUCACAGUGAGAAGCACGCAAGCGCCUCUAGUGGCUGUCAAUGAGACAGCCACUAGAGGAUUAGGGGGAAGGCUUAACCCAUUAAUAAACAUAACAGUUUCUCUGAAACUGCUAUGUUUAUAAAACAAUGGGUUAACCCUAGAAGGACCUGGCACCCAGACCACUUCAUUAAGCUGAAGUGGUCUGGGUGCCUACAGUGGUCCUUUAAUUUCAACAAAUAAAAGGCACAUUACAGUGCAUAGAAAUACAGCAUUGGGAAAACCUUGCAUUGUUUGAUUUCUAAACUGAAAUACAUAAGUAUGACAUUUGAGAAUUUUCCAGUUGUGUCUUUUUGGAGGCAUACAUAAACUAAAUUGUGAGCUCCGUAUUAUUCCAGAGUAAAAUAGAUUUUAUUGUGUGUUCUCUUGCAGGCCCUGGCUAAAGCUGCACACACGUGGAAGAAAAUUCACACUGUCUGGGUUAAUAUUGGAGGACUUCAUGCUGGAGUCUACCUCCUCCAAAGGACUGCCCUUGACGCAAGUGAAUGCACCACAGACAAGCCGAAGGAGAAUCUGAAUGAAUGCCCUGUUUCACACUGCAAGGAGGAAGAGCCACCUGCACCUUCAGACACGAUCUAAAACCACUAGAGAAAAUCCCCACUGCUUGAAGCUCUAGCCACAUGCUCAGGUGUUAAUAAAUGUUACGUUGGGUUUUUACUCCUCUGAGUUCUAGCGGAAUGCAGCCAUUUCUGGCACUGAGUGGCUUCUCUUUGACGGUUUUUAGGGUUUAUUGGUUUUGCUACAAAUCUCUUCUUUAUUUCCCUUGCGUUGUUGGAUGGUAUGUUACAUGUUAUGUAUUUUAUGUGUUUCACUGAGAUGCAAUACUGCUGUAAGAGUGUUAUACCUCUAGUUAGCUUAGGUUGCUGCUCUGAGCUGGUAGCCAGUUUGCCAUUUAAAUAAAAAGUUAAAGAAGUUAAUAAUGCGAUUGAACUAUGCAUUGAAAACCCAAUAUCAUGUGUUAUGAUCCUUUUAGUUAUUGUUAUUUGUAAAGCGCCAUCAAAUUCCAUAGAGCUGUACAAUGGGUGGAAUAAGAGACACGUAAAACCAGACAAAUGGACGUAGAGGAACAGAGGGGUUGAGGGCCCUGCUCAAUGAGCUUACAUGCUAGAGGGACUGGGGUAUGGUGACACAAAAGGUAUAAGUAGGGGUAAUGAAAUAGGCUGCUAGAAUAGUAUUAGGUGAUUUUUGGCAGUUGCAAGAGAGGAGUCAUGGGGGGUGGGGGGAGAUGAAUGAAAACCCGCUAACAGUUUAAAUUAUAUGCUUUCCUGAAGAAGUGUGUUUUUAAAGGUUUUUUUGAAGGAGUGAAAGUCUAAUGGAGAAGGUAAGGGAUUUCCACAGAAAAUGUGCUGCCCUGGAGAAGUCUUGGAGGCGAGCAUCAGAUGUGGGUGUACGGACAGAGGAUUGACGUAGUUGUAUAUGUACUUCCAUACUUUUUAAAUUGAUGCAGAAGGAAUUCUCACCUAACGACAAGAGCUCACGAUUAGUGACCGCUAUCUGUAUGGUUACCUCUUGAACAGGGCUUGGCAAAAGGAAGCUCUCCAGAUGUUCUAAAAAAUACAACUACCAUGAUACUCUUCCAGCCUUAUGAAUGCCAAAAGCAUUAUGGAAGUUGCAGUACUACAUCAUCAGGGGAUCUUCUUUCCCAUCCCUAUUCUGGAAAAUUGGUUAAACUCAACAGAACAGGAAACAUAAGUAUAUGUACUGUGUUAAACUGAAAAUUGUUGCUUUCAGAGGGUUAACCCGUGCCCCUUGAUUAGUGACCUACUUACUUGAAUGCAGCCCAACGGCUCUGAAUAUUAAUACUUGGGUGUCCUCGGCUAAUUAAUCAGCAGAACUACCAGACAGUAGGCAUUUGUCUAAAAAGAUUUACUUACAGUCCUCAAUUCUUCAUCACUGUGUACAGGGUUUGUAUGUGGAAACGAAUUUUCAGUUAGACAUAGGGUAUAGAUAUGAAGUUAACUUAUGAAUCUACUGUAAAUUAAAGUAUUUCAGAAAUUGUACUUCCAGAAUCACUGCUAUUAGGUCCUCAGAGUGGUUAAAAGACUAUGGGGAAAGCUGGAAAAGCUUCAUGGUCAUUGUUCUAACCAUAAACAUUCUGAUUGAAGUGGACUCACUGAAUAGAUUAGAAGUGAUGCCUUCUAACGUAUUAUGACAUCACUAAAGUACAGGAAAGUUUACCUAUUAAGUCACAGAGCAAGGAAUGAAUUGUAAAUCCCGAACAACAGCGUAACAUUAAAGGGAUUAAAAUGAACACUGUGAUCAACAUUUUGUAAUACCCUAACUAUUAUCUGUUAAAAUAUACCAUAUCAUUAUUUGUUUUAAUUAAUAUGUAUUGGCAUUUUUUAAAUAAUUUGCCUACAUUUCCCACUUUCUAACAGUCAGCCUUAUGCACCUUCAUUCGCAUUGUCCAAUUACCUGUUUCAAUCCUCACUAUUUUGCAAAGCAUCUGUAGCUUUUAAAAAUCGUGUGCUGUUUCUACCAGCAGCAUUUUCUGUCACUCCAGUUUUGAAAGGCAACAACAGAUCGUUGCAAAAUAGUGAGCACUAGGUCAUAAAUAAAAAAACAAAAUGUCAAAAUACAUGAAUAAAAAAAAAAAA